Molecule: messenger RNA, 1330 nt
Organism: Mercenaria mercenaria
Lineage: Eukaryota; Metazoa; Mollusca; Bivalvia; Venerida; Veneridae
Product: phospholipid scramblase 2-like
Exons: 11
Coding region: 163-1086 (307 amino acids)
Biological process (GO): plasma membrane phospholipid scrambling
Cellular component (GO): plasma membrane
Molecular function (GO): phospholipid scramblase activity
Source: RefSeq, a predicted model, not a curated record
ACUUACAAGUAAUACGUUAAGUCCUACUUAACUUAAUUUGACCGAGCUUUCGGUUGCCAACAGUAUUUUUUCCUUAGUUUGGAUAUAUAGCGUAUUUGAAUAUAUUUUGUAUGAUGUAAAUAGAUUAUAACUGCGUAAAGAAGCUGUUGAACAAAAGUAAAGAUGACAAGUACAAAUCAAGUGUCGCCAGUGGUGAUUACACAGCCUGGAGCCCAAGGUCAAGGUCAGGCGGUCCCGGCACAAGCUGCAGUAUAUGGUAUGCCAGGACAAACGCCAGGUGUCAUGCCUGGACAAAUGGCACAAAUGGGACAAAUGGGGAUGGUACCUGGAGGACAGGAGCCACCCGUUGUAUGGAUGCCGAAGCCAGUUUCAGGACCGCCAGGCGGCUGCCCUCCUGGACUCGAGUACCUGACUCAAGUAGACCAGAUACUUAUCAAACAACAAAUUGAUAUCACAGAACUCUUUACAACUUGGGAGAAGGAAAACAAGUAUAACAUAUUGAAUACAAUGGGACAACAAGUGUAUGCGGCGAAAGAAGAAUCGGAUACAUGUCACCGACAGUGCUGUCGAGCAAACAGAGGGUUUGUAAUGCAUGUAGGAGAUAAUCUGGGGAACGAAGUUAUCCGGCUUGAGCGCGAGUUCCGCUGCUGCAACGUGUCCUGGUGUGCUUGCUUUGGCUGCUGUGGACAUCGCGUCUCCGUGGAAGCACCGCCCGGCACUGUUGUCGGAUAUAUCAAGCAAAAACCGACUCUGUGUGAUCCAAAAUACGCAAUACUGGACGCAGACGAGAAGGAAGUCCUGCAUAUAUCAGGUCCAUGCUGUGUUAUCCAAGGAUGUCCAUGUGAUAUUGAUUUCAUGGUACACUCAGCCACGGAUGGUCAGACAGAAGUUGGUAAAAUUCAAAAGCAGGCUGCCAAAGAUCUGAAUGAAAUGAUAAUGAAGGCUGAUAGCUUUGGUGUCACAUUUCCUAUGGACUUAGAUGUCAAAAUGAAAGCAGUUAUGAUUGGUGCAACAUUCCUCCUGGACUUCUUAUUCUUUGAAAAACCACGGGGAAGGCGAGGCGGGCGCCGCCGCGGCCGCCGUUAACAUGUGGUGAUCGGCAUCUUUAAAAUACUAAAGUAGGAGGGGCGAAAAUGUGAUCAAUUUAGUUCAAGGAAAAUUGUUUCACAUGAUUUUCGUUACUGUCUAGUAAACGGAAUGAUUUUUAAACGUAUUUUUCAAAUAGUAUAUUUUUUCUAUUGUAGAUAUGAAAAUGUUUUAAAGCAGAUGUGAUAAAUAAUCUACUUAUUUGUUUAAUUUUACGGAAUAAAAAUUCUUAUAUUGUUGUUGU